Messenger RNA from Scutellospora calospora, 1050 nucleotides. Lineage: Eukaryota; Fungi; Glomeromycota; Glomeromycetes; Diversisporales; Gigasporaceae. The record is from the annotation of a GenBank genome assembly.
AUGGGAUUGCUUCCAGGGCAUUGGCCACCACUCGAUAAACCACCACCAAUUACAGAAGACCAUAACAAACUUGUAGAUCUAUCAAAAGUUGCAAAGGCUCAACCUGAUACAUUAACUAACGUAAUGGCUGGUAAAUGUCCAAAUAAUGACCUAUAUUGUGAUUGGACUUGUACUAAUUGUAUCCGUAAUGAAACUGAUAUUGAUAAAUGUCCAAAUUCUGGUGAUUGGGGACUUACUCUUGAUGAUGGUCCGAGUGAAUAUACUCCUGCUGUUCUUGAUUAUUUAGAUGCAAAUAAUAUCAAAGUUACCUUUUUUGUUGUUGGUUCUCGAGUGGUUGAAAAUUAUGAAACCUUACAGAGAGCACAUAAAAGUGGUCACCAAAUUGGUGUACAUACUUGGUCUCAUCCAUAUCUCACCACUCAAUCCAAUAAUCAAAUAAUUGCUGAAUUGCAAUGGACUUCCGAUGCCAUAAAUGCUGCAAUAGGCGUCAGACCAAAAUAUAUGCGACCACCAUAUGGUGAUUACGACGAUCGAAUACGUGAUAUAGCCAAACAACUUGGUUAUAAAAUUGUGAUUUGGGAUAAGGAUACAAAUGAUUGGUUGUCUGAUGGAGACAAGUCAUUUAAUCUAAACUGGGUUGAGGGAAACUUUACUGAAUGGGUUAAAGAUCCAUCAAAAACUGGGCACAUUUCAUUAGAACACGAUUUAUAUAAAGAUGCCGCUGCUCAAGUUCCAUCUGUAAUUCCUAUUGUUAAAGGUGCUGGUUAUACUAUUAAACCAGUUGCAGAUUGUUUCGGUGAUAAUUAUUAUCAAACUAAUUCCACUCUUCCGCAACAAACUCCCACUACCGUUUCGGUGUCAUAUACGUCACUUACAUCAAGUUUAUCAUCACAAAGUACAUCGAGGCCUUCACAAAGUACAUCAAAACCUUCUCAACAAAAUCCAACCAAUAAUUCAUCAGUUUUAAGACCUAAGUAUUUUGAUUAUUCAUUAUGGUCAUUUAUUAUCGGUACAAUCUUAUUCUCUUGUGCUUUUCUUUUAAUAAACUGA